GGGAAAAGGAAGACCCUCCCAGAGUGCGCUGGCCAGAAGCAGGAAGGCUUUGAGCCCAGACUGCUUUGCUUUCUCUGGACUUCAACUCUCUUUCCAUUCUUCCCGUAUCAGAGAUCUCUCUGCCUUCCCUGGAGCCGAGCUUACUCUUUCUUCCCCGGAGCAGAGAUUACUCUGCCUGCUGGACUCCAGCUCUGUGCUUGCAGGUCCCCGUUAAGUCUGAGCAAGAGCCCCGCCAUAUUUCCUGGUUCUGCUGGCUGCCCAGGCAAUUCAGUGUCAUUCUCAUCUGACCUCAUGGGUGGAGUCUCUCCUGUGGAGCCUCACCUUGUAAAUCCCUGUAGACCAGCCUGCUGCCAAAGAAGAGAAGAGCCAGACUUCUUCCCCUCUGGGAUCCUUCUCCCUUCCUAGCUCAGUUUGCAGAGGACCAAGACCUGGCCCCAGCAAGGACCCUGGAGCCAGAGGAAAUGGCCCCUGGGAGCAGCAGCCCACCUCCCCAGGGGUUGGUGACAUUCAAGGAUGUAGCUGUGGACUUCACCCAGGAGGAGUGGAGCCUCUUGGACCAUGCUCAGAAGGAGUUGUACAAGCGGGUCAUGCUGGAGAAUGCCCGGAACCUGCUCUCCCUGGGGCUGCCAGUUCCCAGAGAAGACAUGAUCUCUUCAUUUGAGCAAAGGGAAGCACCAUGGAUGCUGGAGCAAGAAGGCCUGAGGAGCCUCUGUCCAGGAGAAAUCAGAUUUGAAAUGAAGGAAAUUACUGAAGAGCUAAGCCUUUCUGUGGAAGAAACUCAUAAGCAAAGAUUCAUGAGUGAUGGUCCCUAUGAUUUCAAUUUAAGAAAAGUCUGCCCAACACCUGAGAAUAUCCACACUGCAGAGAAAUAUGACUGUAAACAAUGUGGAAAGGGUUUUACAAAGAGGAAGUAUCUUAUUGCACACCAGAGAAUCCACACUGGAGAGAAACCUUAUAAAUGUUAUCAAUGUGGAAAGACUUUUAAAUGGAAGAAUGGUCUUCUUCAACAUCAGAGGAUCCACACAGGAGAGAAACCUUAUAAAUGCAAUCAAUGUGGAAAGACUUUUACAUGGAAAGACAGUCUUGUAAAACAUGAGAGAAUCCACACUGGAGAGAAACCUUAUGUAUGUAAUCAAUGUGGAAAAGCUUUUAAAUGGUGGAACACUCUUAUGCUACAUCAGAGAAUCCAUACUGGAGAGAAACCCUAUGAAUAUAAUCUAUGUGGAAAGCCUUUUAUACAGAAUUCUUAUCUCAUGGUACAUCAGAGAAUCCACACUGGAGAGAAACCUUAUGAGUGCCAUCAAUGUGGAAAGACUUUCAGAGAGAAGAGAUCUCUUAUUGCACAUCAGCAAAUCCACACUGGAGAGAAGCCUUAUGAAUGUCAUCAAUGUGGAAAGGCUUUUAUACAGAGGGCUCGUCUUACUAUACAUCAGAGGGCCCACACUGGAGAGAAACCUUACGGCUGUAAUCAAUGUGAAAAGGCUUAUAGGGAGAGGAGAUCUCUUAUUGCACAUCAGAGAAUCCACACUGGAGAGAAACCUUAUAAAUGUAAUCAGUGUGGAAAGGCUUUUAAAUGGUGGAACAGUCUUACUCUACAUCAGAGAAUACACAGUGUAAAAAAACUACAUGAAUGUAAUCAGUGUGGAAAGACUUAUAUACAGAAGGACAGUCUUGUUGAACAUGAGAGAAUCCACAUUGGAGAGAAAGUGUAUGAAUGUAAUCAAUGUGGAAAAGCUUUUACAUGGAGAGAUGAUUUUAUUGUUCAUCAGAGAAUCCAUACUGGAGAGAAACCUUAUACUUGUAAUCAAUGUGGAAAGGCUUUUUGGGAAAGGAGAGGGCUUGCUCUACAUCAGACAACCCACACUGGAGAAAAACCUUAUGAAUGCAAUCAAUGUGGAAAAACUUUUACGCGUAGAGAUGGUUUUAUUGUUCAUCAGAGGAUCCACACUGGAGAGAAACCUUAUGAAUGUAAUCAAUGUGGAAAGGCUUUUAAGUGGUGUGCCAGUCUUAUUCUACAUCAGAGAAUGCACACUGGAGAGAAACCUUAUGAAUGUACUGAAUGUGGAAAGGCUUUUACACAGAAAUCCUCUCUUACUCUACAUCAGAGGAUCCACACUGGAGAGAAACCUUAUGAAUGUACCCAGUGUAGAAAGGCUUUUACACAGAGGAAUGGUCUUACCCAACAUCAGAGAAUUCACACUGGAGAGAAACCUUAAGAAUGUAAUCAUUGUAGUAAAGCCUUCUGGCUAAAGUCAGUCCUUGUUUACUAUUGGAGAAUUCGUGGAAGAUAUAAGAAUUUUAUAACUGACCUAAAAGAGGAAAGGCAUUGAAAUGGAGUAUAGAGCUUCUCAGCAAAACAUUAACUCUGAGUACAAGCCAUCUAGACACUCAGUAUGGGAAGGCUUUCAACUAGGGAUCAUCUCUUUGUUUCAACAAUCCAGCUAGCAGCUGCUCGGGGGGUAAAAGACCAACACAAACCCAACAGUAAGAAUGCUGCCAAAGCCCAGGUUCUUUUGAUCUGCUUUACUAAGGAAAGCAAUGUUAAGGGGUUGACAAGUUUACUUUAAUCUGGCAUACAAAUACCAUUCACUUAGUUCAGGGGAAAAAGCCAGCACCCUGAACUUAAGAGCAAAAUACAAACAAAUUACAAACAUCGACAGACAGACCAAAUACAAUUCGUAGUUACCAACAUCUAGGUUCAGCCUGGGAGCUCAUAGCAAGGGUUGGCCCAGAGUCACUAGUGCCACCAUGGCUGUGGGUAAGAGGUCCAAAAAACAGAAAGCCAACCCCUGGUUUUAUAUCUUUUUCAGGGUCAAGGGUGAGUCAUACAUGCGACUUACCCACAUGACCCAAAAUCAUCACAAAGAGGUGACUUAAACCCAUGUGGUCUAAAAGCCUCUGAUAUCCCAAACAUGUCACUCAAACUCGUGUGUAAACUAGGCCCUCACCUGAGGCAAGGAGGUCACCAAGGACUCUCAAUCUAAUCAAGGAAACAAAGGCCAAACUCUUCAAGGGCACUUGGUUGAACUGAGUGCUAAGAGCCCAUUUUGUUUAUCAACACACUCUUAUCCUCUCAUCAGAGGAUUUAUAAUGAAAAGAAAUUUUAUGGAUGUGCUCAAUGGGACGUGCCUUUCUCUAGACCAGGGCUGUCCAAAAUGCAGUGGCCCACAGUGUAAUUUAUGCGGCCAGCCUAUAAGCAUAGAAAUUUGUAUAGCUACCACAGAGCUCUCACUAAAAUGGCAAAUCAAAAUAUAUUGUCUACUGUUUCAAUAAAAACCUAAGGUUGGAUAGCCCUGCUCUAGAACAUGGAGGUCAUUGGUGAAAGUUACAUUUUGUGACUGACUAUAACAGAAACUUGAGAUGAGGAAAAUGAUUUAUGCCACCCCUCCAGGUUGUAAAACCAGAAAAGGAGGGAAUAGGCCUAUAAACUGCAAAACUGUGUGAAAGAAUCCAUCUGGAUGUUCUCAGAAAUAGAAUGUCUUCAGAAUAAGGAAAAGCACUGAAGUCAAAAUUAUGUCAAUUGGGGAACAAUCUUUGGUGAAGGGAAGAAUUCAGGUUUGUUUAAUGUUUAAAGAUUGGAGCAAUUUAGGGGAAUGUUGUCUUCUCCCACAGGCCACCUACAUGCAUGUGUCCAGUCUACAUUGAGGCCACUGCACGUGACAGUCAAGAAACUUCUCAUUAAUUUGAGCUUAUUUAUUCCUCCUCAUUUUUGUGACUCAGCAAUCAUGAUGAUGAGGAAGAGAUUCCCCCAAUGGACCUGAGGUAGAGCAGAGCCAUUGUGAAGAAAGGAGCCUCUACUAAGCAGAUAAGAGGCCUUGCAAUUUCUAUCUACAAAGCUUCCCAUGGUUGUGUUACACCCAAAUUUGAAGCUCACCAUUAUUCCCCUUUAUAUUUUUUGUCUUUGUCUUUGUCCUAUAUUCUGUAAUGGCUUGAAACAGCCUAAGGCACCAUUCUGGGUAGAUUGCCCAAGGCUAGUCCUCUGACCCCCCCCCUUUCUCCUGAAUCAGCAUUCUGUGUAUUCUUCUUUACAUCAGCAUUACAUACAAGGAUCAGUCCCAGGGUCAAGGUACAAGUUCAUCAUAAGGAGAGACCACCCUGUUCCCAAAUAGGGCCCCCACACCCUGGGUUAUGGUGCAACUGUUCUGCUGUCCCUCCACCCAGAAUAUAGCUGACCAAGCAGGGGGUUACAGACGUUCCCUACCCUUCACCCAGAACGUGACCCUGGCCUGUUCCGGGGAAUUCCACUGCCCUUUGCCUCAUGUCUCUCCACCCUGUGCCCCCCACCCUGUUCUAGGAAGCUAAUCACAACCUAGGAGGGACCCCCAUGUCACAAGAGGGUUGCACCCCUGUAUCCUUGUGCCAUAUUCCCAAAUUAGCCCUGAGCUAUGGAUUUCACCAAUGGCUAUUCUUUGCUUCUGUACAUCAUUGCUUCUGCUAGCGACCCUCCCUUUGUGGUUUUUGCCUUUAUAAGCCUAUAAGUCCCUUGGUUCGGGACUGCCUGAUUUGAGUGUAUACUCCAGGUAGUCGCACGCUUGAUCAAUAAAUCCACACUUAAAUUUACCUUGAACCCAGGUCUCAUCUCGCUGUUAUUUUCUGCACAACAGUUAUACCUGCUCUCCCAGCCUGAAAUGGAAAUCUAAAGGAACUCAGCUCCAUAUCAGAGGCAUCUGGGCUGCUUGUCACGUGUUCUCUAAAAAUCAGUGAAUGUCUCAGGUCCUGAUGACAGCACCCUCAUCAGAGUGAUGGUUUCCAGUACAAAGACCAACAGGUUGGACAUAAGGGAGCAAUUCAAGAAGCAUUGUGGGGAGUCUUUACAUUCUCUCAUCAAGGCAAGUCAGAAGAGUUGCUUUGCCAGAAAGGCAACCACUGAUAGGAAUAAAGGUCUCUAAUGAAAUACAUUUGGAUGCUAACGAGGACCCAAGCCCACUUCUUGUUCCCUUGUCACUGAA
This is a messenger RNA of Trichosurus vulpecula (common brushtail), 4949 nucleotides long. RefSeq names its product zinc finger protein 260-like. Gene Ontology annotation, molecular function: DNA-binding transcription repressor activity, RNA polymerase II-specific. Gene Ontology annotation, biological process: negative regulation of transcription by RNA polymerase II. The record is from RefSeq and is a predicted model, not a curated record. The coding region runs from base 462 to 2216 and encodes 584 amino acids. Lineage: Eukaryota; Metazoa; Chordata; Mammalia; Diprotodontia; Phalangeridae. The transcript has 5 exons.